AUGUUUUCCCUCCACGGCUCUAAAGACUUUCUUUUGAUAUUAUUUUCAGUCUGUACGCUCAGCAGUUCAAUUAAUUCUCAGCCAACCUACAAUAAACACUUUUGUUUGGAUCAAUCAAAUGAAACCUCCAACAACUAUUACCAAUCCAACCUCACGGUGCUGUUGGAGUCUUUAUCCUCUAAAGCUUCCCAAAACUACAGCUUCUACAACGAAAGCUCUAAUAUUGGCAUCUACGCCCUCUUCCUCUGCAGAGGUGAUGUUUCUAAUAGUACCUCCCAAACCUGUGUAAGCUACGCGAUCCGAGAUAUCACAACUCAAUGUCCAUCUAACAAAAGUGCCAUCAUAUGGUACGAUCAGUGCAUGUUACGCUACUCCGAUGUUAAUUUCUUUGGACAGGCACAGACAUCGCCAUUGUUGCUCAUGUGGAAUUUGCAGAAAACUUCUUCACCCGACCAAGGAAAUUUGUUCGCACGUUCUCAGUUGGGAAGUUUAAUAGCGGGCGUCAAUGAAAAACACAGGUUAUUCUCGAUUGCUAAUCAGACACAGACUAUUGAUGGUAAUGCGUCUGCGACAGGCUAUGGGUUGGUGCAGUGUACUAGAGAGAUCGAUGGUGAUUCAUGCAGAGAGUGCUUAAGUGUCUUGUUAAAUACAAGCCAAAAAUGUUGCGAAUCCAAAAUUGGGUAUCAAAAUCCGAAGCAGGCACUGGUCGCAUCAGAUUCUUGGUGCGUCAGAAGUAAGGCUUUCCGCCAUCAGCGCCGUCUGCUCUAUCGCAGGGCUCCAUACUGCGGUGUUGGCAGUUUUCUCCCUUGUCCUGCCCCUGUUCUGAGAGGAAAGAAGACAACCAAGACAGUAAUCAUUGCUAUAUCAACAAUUGCAUCAAUUGCAGUAGUUGCUGCUCUCUUCGGUUUCUGGUUUUAUAAAUACUCUGGCGGGAGGAAACACGAAGAAGAGAGGGACACAAGCCAAGUAAUUCCGUUUCGAAGUAAUUUUCCAAGGUUACGUUCAAUACAAUUAACGGACAGCGGAAUGCAUGCAAGGGAUGUUGACGACAGUGGAGAAAAGCUUUACUUCGAUUUAAGUACCAUACUGACUGCUACAAACAAUUUCUCUGAAGUGAAUAAGCUUGGAGAAGGUGGUUUUGGCCCAGUUUAUAAGGGCUUGAUAAAUGGAAAGGAAACUGCAAUUAAAAGGCUUUCAAUGAAAUCUAAACAAGGUCUUGAAGAGUUUAGGAAUGAAGUGAUUUUAAUUGCAAAACUUCAACACAAUAGUCUUGUGAGGCUCUUGGGAUGCUGCUCAGAAGGAGAUGAACAGAUUCUAGUCUAUGAAUACAUGGCCAACACUAGUCUUGAUGCCUUUUUGUUUGAUCCAAAAAAAUGUAAGGAACUAGAUUGGGCUAAACGCAUAAACAUUGUCAAUGGGAUCGCUAAAGGCCUUCAAUAUCUACAUGAAGACUCUCGGCUGAAAAUCAUCCAUAGGGAUAUGAAAGCGAGUAAUGUGCUUUUAGAUGAUGAGAUGAACUCAAAGAUAUCAGAUUUUGGCACUGCUAGGAUGUUUGGGAGAAAUCAAAUAGAAACCAACACUAUCAGAAUUGUGGGUACAUAUGGAUAUAUGGCACCAGAAUAUGCAAUGGAAGGGCUAUUUUCAAUAAAGUCUGAUGUUUAUAGCUUUGGAAUUUUAAUGCUUGAAAUUAUUAGUGGAAAAAGGAAUAGUGGCUUUUAUCAUCCAGAGCGUGCACAAAGUCUUCCAUCAUAUGUAUGGCGGCUAUGGAAUGAAGGCAAAGGAGUGGAAUUGAUAGAUCAGACCAUAGUUGAUACUUGUCCUAUAAGUGAGGCUUUGAGAUUGAUCCAUAUUGCAUUGUUAUGUAUUCAAGAAGAUCCAAAUGAUAGACCGACCAUGUCAAGGGUCCUUCUCAUGCUUGCAAGCAAAUCGAUAAAUCUUCCUCAGCCAUUAGCUCCUCCAUUUUCUGUAGGUAGGUUAAUACUAUCCGAUCAAUCUACAACUACUGGGACCGGAACGGGAUUUGUCAUAUCUGAUCAAUCUUCAACAAGUGCUUCUGGCUAGUUAAGAGAUUAAUUGGAGCAUGCUAUUCAACAAGUGUUUCAUUUUCGUGCAAAUGUGUCAGGUUAGGAACAAUAGCAAGUGUACAACCAUACCUUCUAUUUUUGUACUUAUUCU
Molecule: messenger RNA, 2175 nt
Organism: Quercus lobata
Lineage: Eukaryota; Viridiplantae; Streptophyta; Magnoliopsida; Fagales; Fagaceae
Product: cysteine-rich receptor-like protein kinase 15
Exons: 9
Coding region: 1-2061 (686 amino acids)
Biological process (GO): protein phosphorylation
Cellular component (GO): plasma membrane
Molecular function (GO): protein serine/threonine kinase activity; ATP binding
Source: RefSeq, a predicted model, not a curated record